This is a messenger RNA of Paramecium tetraurelia, 976 nucleotides long. RefSeq lists its product as uncharacterized. NCBI's taxonomy places the organism in Eukaryota, Ciliophora, Oligohymenophorea, Peniculida, Parameciidae. The transcript is spliced from 5 exons. The record is from RefSeq and is a predicted model, not a curated record.
AUGCUUCCUAUUGUAUACGCAACUUCCUACAUCAAUUAUCCAUAACUCAAUCUUUAACAACUUUAUCCCGUUCCAACUUAAUACUAUAAUAUGAUUCCAACAAAAGUUAUGUGUGAUUAAGCCUGUCAAUUCCCGGAGAUUACUUUUAAUGAAGAAGUUUCUGAAAAUACUGAUUAAAAUCGCUAAACUCACUCUAAAGAAGCUUUGGUCCUGCAAGAACUCAACCUGUUGCUUUUAUAUUUGUAGAAGAACAUUUCCUUGCUCAAAGAAAAGACUUUUGAAAAAUUUGCUAGUGAGAAUUUGAGAAAUCUAAUAUCCAUACAUUGUGACAUACCGAAUAUCAUUAAGAAGAGAUACAUCCAGGUAAAUAAAACUAAGGAGGAAAUGACAAAAUUCAUUAUUAGAAGAUGUUUCCAAUUCAUCAAAACUUAAAUUAACUACCAAGAAAAAGAAAGUCUUGGAGCAGAAGAAAGAGAUCGUCUUUUUUAUCACACCUUCUUUUCAAGUGAUAAAGAAUUUAUGAACACAUUAGAAAAUGGCACUAUCGAUGACCUCAUACCAUUUAGAAAAGAAUCAAAACUCAAAACUAUUAAUGAUGCUUAUUUAAAUAAACUUUUCAAAUCACAAAAGUUUUCUUAUUACUAUCAGAAAUUUUUAAAUGAAUUUCAAACCAUAUGUUAACAUGAAAAUGAAGAGAAAAUUGAGAAAAUGACUAAAUAAAUUUUAAAAAUCAUCAUCGCAAGAGAUUACGAUAAAAUUAAGUCUUAUCGAAGAUUUCCAUGGAAAGAUCAUGAAUUUAACAAAUGUGAAAAUAGAGCAUAAGAAAUCUAUUCAAAAUAUCAUUCAUAGAAAAUCAAAAAUGAAAAGAAACUUUUGAAAAAGGAAUUAAUUAAGUUAGAACACAUAGAAAUAUCUGAAUCUAUUAAAUGAACAUUAUAAAAAUAUGGACAUCCAAUUAUAUUUAUAUAUAUUCAAA